This is a messenger RNA of Ceratotherium simum simum (southern white rhinoceros), 6781 nucleotides long. The record is from RefSeq and is a predicted model, not a curated record. NCBI's taxonomy places the organism in Eukaryota, Metazoa, Chordata, Mammalia, Perissodactyla, Rhinocerotidae.
GAGAUCAGAAAAUAACAGGUUUUGCCGGAGACUUACAUUUGGCCUCAAUGUGAAAUGAAAGUAGAAAAUCACAUCUACAUGUGUAUUGCUGUCAGGGUGUUGAUUCAUUGGUCAUGCCUGAAGAGGGAAAUUCUGUUCUAGAUGGCUGACUGCCAGCAAAAAUAAAUACUUAUCCUAGAUGUCAAGCAUCUCUCCUUUUUACUGGAGUGAAAAUCCCCUCCAGAUACCAACAGCACAUCAACUGCAGAAAAUGCUUCGCAUUUUAAGGAUGUCAGCAACCUAAAUUCAUGCGCCCUAUCUGUACAGUUGUUGUGGAUGGUUUACCAUCUGAAAGCUCCUCAAGCUCUUAUCCAGGCCCUGUAUCUGCUUCUGAAAUGUCUCUGCUUCAUGCUUUGGGUCCAGUGCAGACCUGGCUGGGACAAGAGCUAGAGAAAUGUGGCAUUGAUGCCAUGAUUUAUACUCGAUAUGUCCUCAGUCUUCUGCUGCAUGACAGCUAUGACUACGACCUGCAGGAACAGGAGAAUGACAUCUUCCUGGGCUGGGAAAAAGGAGCUUAUAAGAAAUGGGGAAAGAGUAAGAAAAAGUGCUCAGAUCUAACUCUAGAAGAAAUGAAAAAACAGGCUGCUGUCCAGUGUCUUCGAUCUGCUUCUGAUGAAAGCUCUGGUAUCGAGACGUUAGUGGAGGAGCUCUGCUCCAGACUGAAAGACCUUCAGAGUAAGCAAGAAGAGAAGAUUCACAAAAAGUUAGAAGGGUCUCCCUCUCCAGAGGCAGAAUUAUCCCCUACAGCAAAGGAUCAAGUGGAAAUGUACUAUGAAGCAUUUCCACCACUUUCUGAGAAGCCAGUUUGCCUGCAAGAAAUCAUGACUGUAUGGAACAAGUCUAAAGUCUGUUCUUACUCUAGCUCUUCUUCAUCAUCCACAGCCCCACCAGCUAGCACAGAUACAUCCUCUCCCAAGGAGUGCAACAGUGAAGGAGAAGUCAUCAAGGAAAGGAGCAAUGAAGUAUCCACCACUGCACACGAGAAAACCCAGGGCAGAAGUAAAAAUGAGAAGGAGAACAAAUUUAGUAAUGGCACAAUGGAAGAAAAGCCUGCUUUGUACAAAAAGCAAAUCCGACAUAAACCUGAAGGAAAGAUUCGCCCUCGCUCAUGGUCUUCCGGCUCUAGUGAAGCAGGCUCAAGUUCAAGUGGUAAUCAGGGAGAAUUAAAAGCAUCCAUGAAGUGUGUGAAAGUAAGGCACAAGACACGGGAAAUUCGGAACAAAAAAGGGCGGAAUGGUCACAGCAGACUUUCAUUGAAGCAUGGUGAAAGGGCUGAAAGAAACAUUCAUGCCGGAAGUAGCAGCAGCAGCAGCAGCGGUGGUUCUCUCAAACAGCUGUGCAAACGGGGUAAAAGACCGUCAAAGGAAAUGGGGAGAAAAGACACCGGGAGCACUGAAGGAAGAGACCUGUACAUGGAGAGCAGAAACGACAAAGAAUAUAAAGAGGAACCGUUGUGGUAUACCGAACCAAUUGCUGAAUAUUUUGUUCCUUUGAGCAGAAAAAGUAAAUUAGAGACCACAUACCGAAACAGACAAGAUACAAGUGAUCUGACAUCAGAGGCAGUAGAAGAAUUGUCUGAAUCAGUGCACGGUCUUUGUAUCAGCAACAAUAAUAUUCAUAAAACAUACCUCGCGGCAGGUACUUUCAUUGAUGGUCAUUUUGUAGAAAUGCCUGCAGUUAUAAAUGAGGAUAUUGACCUCACUGGGACCUCAUUCUGUUCUCUACCGGAGGGCAACACAUACUUGGAUGAUAUUCAUCUAUCAGAAUUAACACACUUCUAUGAAGUGGAUAUUGAUCAAUCCAUGUUGGAUCCUGGUGCCUCAGAAACAAUGCAAGGAGAAAGUCGGAUUUUGAAUAUGAUUCGACAAAAAAGCAAAGAGAAAACCGAUUUUGAGGCAGAGUGUUGCAUAGUGUUAGAUGGAAUGGAGUUGCAAGGGGAACGUGCAAUAUGGACAGAUUCUACCAGCUCUGUAGGUGCUGAGGGCUUAUUCCUGCAAGACCUUGGCAAUCUGGCUCAGUUUUGGGAGUGCUGUUCAUCUAGCUCUGGCGAUGCUGAUGGCGAGAGUUUUGGAGGAGAUUCUCCAAUUAGACUCUCUCCAAUCUUAGACAGCACAGCGCUCAAUCCACAUUUGCUUGCUGGCAAUCAAGAGCUCUUUUCAGAUAUUAAUGAAGGAUCUGGUAUAAACUCUUGUUUUUCAGUGUUUGAAGUGCAAUGCAGUAAUUCUGUUUUACCGUUUUCUUUUGAAACACUCAACUUGGGAAAUGAAAAUACAGAUUCUAGUGCUAAUAUGCUUGGGAAAACACAGUCUAGAUUGCUAAUAUGGACCAAAAAUAGUGCCUUUGAAGAAAAUGAACACUGUUCUAAUCUUUCAACAAGAACUUGUAGUCCGUGGUCCCAUUCAGAAGAAACACGUUCAGACAAUGAGACAUUAAAUAUUCAGUUUGAAGAAUCGACACAGUUUAAUGCAGAAGAUAUUAAUUAUGUAGUUCCUAGAGUCUCAUCAAAUUAUGUAGAUGAAGAACUUCUAGAUUUUUUGCAAGAUGAAACUUGCCAGCAAAACAGUAAAACUUUAGGAGAAAUUCCUACAUUAGUUUUCAAAAAAAAAUCUAAACUAGAAUCUGUCUGUGGUAUUCAGCUAGAACAAAAAACAGAAAACAAAACCUUUGAAACUACACAAGUAUGUAGUGAAAGCAGUCCACAUGGAGAUGGCUACAGCUCAGGGGUUAUUAAAGACAUUUGGACAAAGAUGGCAGAUAGAAAUUCUGUAGCUAUGGUAGAAAUAGAAAGAAUUGACGAUGAGUUGUUUUCAACAGAUGUAAAUAACUACUGCUGCUGUUUGGAUGCUGAAGCUAAAAUGGAGACCCUCCAGGAGCCUAAUAAGGCAGUGCAGAGAUCAGAAUAUCAUCUGUGGGAGGGACAGAAAGAGAACCUGGAGAAAAGAGCUUUUGUUUCUAGUGAGCUAUCAAAGGUGGAUGGUGGUGAUUAUACUACACCCUCUAAACCUUGGGACGUAGCCCAAGAUAAAGAGAACACAUUCAUUCUUGGAGGAGUUUAUGGAGAGCUCAAAACCUUUAAUAGCGAUGGGGAAUGGGCUGUUGUACCGCCCAGUCACACAAAAGGAAGUUUGUUACAAUGUGCAGCUUCUGAUGUUGUGACAAUAGCUGGUACAGAUGUCUUUAUGACCCCAGGAAACAGUUUUGCUCCUGGUCACAGGCAGUUGUGGAAACCCUUUGUGUCAUUUGAACAGAAUGAUCAACCGAAGAGUGGGGAAAAUGGAUUAAAUAAGGGAUUUUCUUUUAUCUUCCAUGAAGACUUACUAGGAGCUUGUGGUAACUUUCAAGUUGAGGAUCCUGGCCUUGAAUAUUCAUUCUCUUCCUUUGACUUAAGCAAUCCAUUUUCACAAGUUCUUCACGUAGAAUGUUCAUUUGAACCCGAAGGGAUUGCAUCUUUCAGCCCUAGUUUUAAACCGAAAUCAAUCCUCUGUUCUGAUUCAGACAGUGAAGUUUUUCACCCCAGGAUAUGUGGCGUUGACAGAACACAAUACAGGGCUAUUCGGAUCUCUCCUAGGACUCACUUUCGCCCAAUUUCUGCAUCUGAACUGUCGCCAGGAGGAGGAAGCGAGUCGGAAUUUGAAUCUGAGAAAGAUGAAGCAAAUAUUCCCAUUCCUUCUCAAGUUGAUGCAUUUGAAGAUCCACAGGCAGAUCUCAAACCACUGGAAGAAGAUGCAGAGAAAGAAGGCCAUUACUAUGGAAAAUCAGAGCUUGAGUCUGGAAAAUUCCUUCCCAGGUUAAAAAAAUCUGGAAUGGAAAAGAGUGCUCAGACAUCACUGGAUUCCCAGGAGGAAUCAGCUGGGAUUCUGCCAGUCGGAAAGCAGAAUCAGUGUUUGGAAUGUACCAUGAAUGAAUCUCUGGAAAUUAAUUUAGAAAGCUCAGAAGCAAACUGUAAAAUAAUGGCACAAUGCGAGGAAGAAAUUAAUAAUUUUUGCAGUUGCAAAGCAGGUUGUCAAUUCCCUGCUUAUGAAGAUAAUCCAGUUUCUUCGGGACAGCUGGAAGAGUUUCCUGUAUUGAACACUGAUGUACAAGGAAUGAAUAGAAGUCAAGAAAAACAGACCUGGUGGGAAAAAGCUUUGUACUCUCCUCUUUUUCCUGCAUCAGAGUGUGAAGAAUGUUAUACAAAUGCCAAGGGAGAGAAUGGUAUAGAAGAAUAUCCAGAUGUUAAAGAAAUACCCAGUAAUGAAGAGCGUCUGUUAGAUUUUAAUAGGGUGUCUUCUGUUUAUGAAGCAAGGUGUACCGGAGAGAGAAAUUCUGGAGCAAAAUCAAACGGCUUCCGCAGAAAGAUGUACUCCAGCGCCAGCUCCGACUCGGGGGACACGGGCUCAGAAGGCGGAGGCGAGUGGGUGGACCCCAGCGAAGAGGAGCUCUUUUCCCGAACUCAUCUCUAAACCUGCAGAGUAGUACAAAUUAUUUUUUAAAAAUGUGAUGGAAAAUUACCCUUUUGUGAGGCCUGUUAAUCUAAAACAACCACCUAGGUUUCUUCUUCAAUUAACUGAUUCAGAUCAGUAAUUAUCUUUCUCUUCUUGCUUAUUUUAGAGUUGAGGACAGCUAUCCUGUUGAAGAUUUUUUUUUCCAAGCUGUUAAAUUCUUGGCUCUUUGAACUAGACUAGCUUGUGUUGUCCAGUCGAGAAUGGGUGUGCAUGUGCCCGUCUUAGAAGCAUCCCUGCUGUUUGCAUCUCAGCUGCAGCUCACCUUCCGACUGCGGCGUGUCCCCGUGACCUGACUAGCACUGCGGUGUCCGCAGCCACUCCUGCUCUUCAGAGACUUUAGCUUUGGGACAUUUAGGCUCUGUUCUCUAAGAACCGGGAUACACACACUUACCCCUGCAAUGGAUCAGUGCCUUUCUGAAGGCAAGAGGGAAGCAUGGGUGACUCAUCUACGCUCUUCAUUCAGUAAAAUCUCAUGUACAUUUGACGUAGGAACCACAAGGGUGUGCUUUUAGAGACUUAAAAAAUACUGUGUUUUCUGUCUUAGGAUUUUCUUCUCUAAAGUAUCAUGGAUGAUACUAUGGUUUGUGACUUGCUUGCUAACUGGAGAAGCCAAGAAUUUGGGGUGUGGGGUGGUAGAUGAGGAAAAGUGGGGUGGAGUGCCCCCAUCUGUUGUCAUGUUGCAGUUACAUUUACAUCAGAACACCUUUCAGGGUUAUGUGUGGUGAGUCCUAAAAUACUUGGUGAGGACCUUAGUUGCAAAUUAUGAUUUUCUGGUGACCUACAUUGAAUUGAAGCCCCCAAAACUUGAAAUUGUGAACGUUUGACUGCAAUAAAGACCACCUCAUCACCCCAAAGACACCUUGGCUGCUGCAGCUGGCUACUCUUGUGGCUGUGAUUUAGUGUAGCCUAGAUCUCAUUUUGUGUUUGAGAGAAUGUUCUGGGCAAGUUCUGUGUGUGGCGGGUUGGGGGUGGGUAGAGUAACGAUUUCUCCCAUACCUGUGUGAUUGCUUCAUGGGACUCGCUUUCCUGUUUCACUUGGGAACCCAGGGGGUCAGUCUAUCUCGACAAGUUCUGUCGUUCACGAUGAUCGCCCCCUCGAGCUUCCAUGCCACUGUGCGACAGGCUGAAGCUAGGGGAGCAAUAUCGGUAAAACCUAAACAUUUUAAAGUGUUUUUCUUUUUUAACCAACUCAUUAUUUUAAAAAAACCUAAUGUGUGAAAUCAGUUUAACAUGUCUGUAACAUCAGGAACGGCAGAAAAGUCUAAUAUGCACGAGACAGCUUCACUAAUUUUGGCAGGCAAUAAACACAUAUAAUUUACUAGCUGGGAGUUGAACUGGCUGAGAAAUAUAUGAUUUGCUUUGAGCAUUGGGUUUUGCUGCCUUUUUCUUAACUGAUGACACAGAAAACUCCAUGCCAGGCUGUGGAGUCAUCCCAGGUUCUCUAUGUCCUCACUGUGAGCAACCUGAUGGCCCGUUGGGUUUGAUCUCAGCACGUGUCAGGGUUUGUUUUUAUACAGCACAUCUUUUGACACUUUAAAGUGGGUUUGUGUGUGUGUGUGCGCGUGUGUAAGGUUUUAUGUUGCUGUUAUUUAUUUACAGACUUUAUAAGGUUUUAUGUAUUUUUCUUUCUUCCGGAGCUUCCUAAAAAUUGAUUAGCAUCUGCACUGAAAUAUAAUUUAACAGCAAAGGCAAAAAAGAAUUGGAAGUUGUAAAUUCCUAAAAUCACUACAGUGACGAUCAUCCUAGAAAUCGUUGCUUGUGUAGCAGAGACCAAAUAAAUGUAUUUCAGACACAACCUUUAGCUCAGUUGAUUUUGGACAGCUACUUUUUAUCAAGAAAGGGCUCCAGGUGGCAAAGGUGCAGCCUUCCCCACACUCUGGUAGGAAGACACUGCACAUUCCACGGGGGAAUGGGGAUGGAUUAUAAAUGGGUGAGGGGAUUAACAGACUAUGUAUUUAUUUGUUUUCAUAGCUGAGUGGCUGAAGCCCAGAGGCUUUCAGCAACAGAGAUGUAAGUGUGGUUUUUAGUUUUGUGAAUGGAUGAUCACAAAGAAAAAGCAUUUUUUAAAAAGUUGGCAAAACGCUGAAACGCACUGUGGUAUGAAGCGCAUUGCAUUUCCGUAGCACUGAGUAUCCGUUUUCCAUUCCUGGGCUGAGAUUUUUUCCCCGUGGUUGUAUUGUUCUGAUUUCACAUACACCAGAGUAACUGAUUUUUUGUUUUCUUGUGGAGUUAACACCAAAUAAAAAAUAUAAAAAACA